This is a messenger RNA of Diutina rugosa, 3762 nucleotides long. It is a transcript of the gene DNA2, whose product is annotated as bifunctional ATP-dependent DNA helicase/ssDNA endodeoxyribonuclease. The transcript has a single exon. Lineage: Eukaryota; Fungi; Ascomycota; Pichiomycetes; Serinales; Debaryomycetaceae. Gene Ontology annotation, molecular function: 5'-flap endonuclease activity; single-stranded DNA helicase activity. The coding region runs from base 1 to 3762 and encodes 1253 amino acids. Gene Ontology annotation, cellular component: cytoplasm. The record is from RefSeq and is a predicted model, not a curated record. Gene Ontology annotation, biological process: replication fork reversal.
AUGGGGGAGAAACGGCGCCCGGGAGGGAGCCUGCUCCCCAUUAACACACUAACGAACCGGUCAAGAGAACUGCUGCAACACCUGGCUAACCCUGGAAUACCUCAGAAAAAGCGUUUUUUCCCCGUACCCGCCGCGGUGGUGCCGCUGCUGCUGCUGCCUGCCAAAACCUAUAACGUGCUGGAGCAGCUGGACGACCAGUUUGACGGUAUCAGAUACGGUGCAAGCAAUGAUCCUGCGAAAAAGUUGAUGGAUCUAAGGCUGCUGCCUGUACGAGAGCCCUUGGACCCCGGCGGUUUGGUGCAGGCGAUCGACAACGAUCUGCCUGAAACCAACAACAUUCUCCGCGAAAGUAUCCUCGAUCUGUGGAUAGACCGUUUUGAAAAGACUGAUUCUGAGACGCCAGUAUCCUUGACUAAGCUGCCAACUUCACAAACCCAUCUGCAAACUGCAAAUUCUAAACUGCCAGCGUCGGGAACGAAGCUGCCGUCGGAGGUAAAACUGCCGUUGAAGACGAAGCUGCCGUCGUCUGAUGACGAUCCCUUUUCUGAUGACGAUGACGAGUUCCUCAAAUCUGUAACUCAGGCGCUUAAGCAGGAGCCACCCCAACCUCAGCCGGCAAAACUGCCGGCUAAACAAGUUGUGACCAAAGAGCAUUUGUCUCCUUUGAAGGUGCCACUUACACAACCGAAGCAGAAACUGUCGCAGUUAAAGCCACCUGUUACGCAGUCCGAUUACGAUAUCAAGUCCCUUGAAGACAAUCUUGUGUCAUUUGAUCCGGAAGCAAACACCGCUGAGUGUGCUUUUGAGCGGGAACAAUUCGCCCGCUUCCUCAUCACUUCACUCAUUCCUCAAACUAUUCCCAAAUCAGGCAAACGUCAACUCAUCAUGGGCGUUACUGACCAUCACGGUAAAGCUACUCGAAUCGUUGUCCGUGGUGAAUAUUUGGAGCUUGCAUUUAAAUUAGGCGACAUUGUCCACGUCAUUUUCACCCAUCCCACAAAUCGCCAUCUUGUGGAUGAUUCUAUUAAUCUAUUGAUUUGGCAUCCAGAUACCCUUGUUCUGGCCACCGCUGUCGCCUCGCAACUUGUAUGCCCGAGAAAGCUGGUGUUUAUGAGUCGCUUCAACAUUCCCGGUGAGCCGCUGGUGGUGAUUAUCAUUGGGUAUGUUGUGCAUGAAAUAUUUCAACACUGUCUUGCUGAAGGUAAAUUCGAACAAAGGCAAAUGCCAACGCUCGUUGACGACCUUAUACGACCAUAUCAAAACCAGUUGUGGAUAAUUGAUGAAGAUAUUGACGCGAUCAAAAACACCAUCUUUGAUGAGCAUCUUCCCAAUAUUAAGAAGUUCUUUGAACAAUACUUUAACGGAAGAGGUUCUCCAAUAUCCUAUAAAAGUGGGACCCCGGUGCGACAGCUUCGCCUCAAAAUUCAUGAGUGUCUGCGAGUUGAAGAAGAGAUUUGGCUGCCAAUGUUCGGUCUCAGGGGUUUAAUUGAUGGUUCGCUUUCGGCUUCAGUUCAAACGAAGGAUACUACCGACAAUUUGAUUCUUCCGCUCGAAAUAAAGACUGGUAGAGGAUAUGUCACCCAUGCAGCUCAGGCCACACUUUACUCGCUUCUUUUCAAAGAUCGCCAUCAAUUGGACGUCCCUGCUUUCCUUUUAAGCUACACGAAGUUGGAUGAAAUCGCUUUAUGGCUGGUGCUGCCCUCGGAACUUAAAAGUUUGAUCAAUCUCCGCAAUCGCGUCAGUCCGUAUCUUCUUUCCGGUGGUGAUCCUGGACUUCCCCCGCUUCUUCAACUGUCGGAAUGCGAUCGUUGUGAAAUUAAGGCCCAUUGUAUGACGAUGUACGAGAUGUGUGAAGCUGGAAUUCCAACUGAACUGGGUAUCAAUGGGGAGGAAUACGCUGAGCUUACUGGUCAUCUUGAUAUGGAGGAUGGGGAGUUUUUCGAGUACUGGAACGAUUUGAUAACCAAAGAAGAGAAUGUCGUAAGGGGGCUGAUGAAAUAUUUGUGGACUAUGACUGCCGCCCAACGGCUGCAACGAAAUGGUGAGGCAAUAGGAGACUUAUCAGUACUACUGCAACAGGGCAAUCAAGUGGAGUUAACACGCUCGGCUAUGGACACCAUCAUCGACGUGGGAGAGCGAGUGAUUGUGCUGCUGGAGUCUCGUGGAGCACAUGUUUGUCUUGCUAGAGCUAAUGUAACAGCGAUGACUCCCGAGUCGAUCUCACUCCGGCUCAGAACUCCGCAUGACUUUGCGAAAACUGAUAAGUUCCGACUUGACCGUGAUAACUUUGCCAGUGGCAUGAAUCAUGUGCGCUUCAACUUGUUGAACUUGUUCCUUGCUGACGGAGACAGAAAGCGACGCGAGCUUAUCGUGCAAAAGCGACCCCCAAUCUUCAAUAAGGCACCAUGCUUCAAGCCCCGAUUAGGCUCUUUGAACCCGGACCAAAUUCAAGCAUUAAAUCAUUGUCUUCGGGCGGAAGACUACGCUCUCAUUUUGGGCAUGCCGGGGACAGGCAAAACCACGAUGAUCGCCCACCUUAUCACUGAGCUAGUCAGCCAAGGAAAGCUGGUUCUUUUGACGCUGUAUACCCACCUGGCCGUCGAUACAAUCUUACUAAAACUCGAGGUACCUUACAUGCGAGUCGCCAGUCUGAAGCAAGCCGUUCACCCUCUUGUUCGUCCAUUUAUCCCUCUUGAUGAGUUCCGUGAUAAAGAAGGCAUGAUUGCAGCAUACCUGGCCCCGGUGGUUGCUCUGACGUGUUUGGCACUCAAUGAUAUAACAUUCCUCAUGAGAUCACACUUUGAUUAUUGCAUUGUUGACGAAGCAUCACAGGUAUCUUUCCCCGUGUGCUUGGGCCCACUCAGAUUUGCGGAUAAAUUCAUUCUUGUUGGCGAUCAUAACCAGUUACCUCCCUUGGUGGUUAGCGGAGAACUCGAAACACGCAAAGGGUUGCUGGUGCUGCUUUUCCAGUAUCUUGCCGAUGCAUUCCCUGAGAGUGUCGCUGAGCUCCGCCUUCAAUAUCGGAUGAAUGGCGCCAUCAUGUCAUUGUCUAACCAUAUGAUCUAUGGGCAUAAUCUUCGAUGCGGCACGAAAGAAGUUGAGCAGCGCAAACUCGAAUUCGACGAUGGAUGGCGAAACCAGGAGAUGCCACUGUGGUUGAAAUGGACAAUUGACCCGAACCAUGCAGUGGUAUUUUUGGACCACGACAAAUUAGGAUCUCGAACCACAGAGAAGACUGUUGGGGAUCGGCAUGUUGAAAACUUUGGAGAGGCCGAGUUGGUUCGACAAACGGUUGUUCAGUUAAUGGCAUCAGGUGUUGCUAGCAGUGACAUUGGUAUUAUGGCUUUGAAUCGAGGCCAAAUCCAACUACUUGAACGUGUCGUCGGACCAUGUGGUGCUGAUAUCGAAAUCAUGACUGUGGACAGAUACCAAGGUCGGGAUAAAGAGGUCGUGAUUCUUCUGUUUGCCCGGCUGAAUGCGGACAAGCGCUCUGGAGAAUUGGUCAAAGAGUACAGACGUAUCAACGUUGCCAUCACCCGUGCAAAGUGUAAAUUCAUUAUGAUGGGUCUGCGGUCAACACUUGAAUCGGCAGCAACCAUGAAGAAGAUGUUUGAGUUGUUGGACAAACGAGGGUUUGUCUAUGAAAUCGAAGAGGAUGUCGAAUUGGACUUGUCAUCAAGUCCUCGAACUAAGCGGGCCAAAACUGAUCUGAAGUUGGUUUCCGCACAUCCCAUCAUCAGGGACGUGAUUAAUAGCAUUUAA